AUGAGAAGAUGUGGUCUAACACCAGCUUUGACUGUCUUCGUCGCUCACCCUCCAACAUCAAGCUACGAAGAAGAAGUCGAAGCUUUCUAUAUGAAAUUCAAAAAAGCUAUCACUAACUGGUAUCUCUUCGCUACGCUAGCCGGCUUUUGGGAAGAUUUCGCAUUGGACAACAUCGACGACUGGCUCGUUGAACACCUUCACGACUGCACGAAGAAGGCUGAGAGUUUUAAAACCACCAAGAGACGCCAGUCUCCGGAAACUCUUGAGCUGAUACACCAGCGUGGAGCAGCACGAGCUGCAGGGAACCAAGAACUCACGUCCGAGCUCGCAAGAUUUUGCAGAGAGACGAUAAAGGAAGACCUUAAAGAGAGAAGAGCAGAAGUGUUGGUUAAAUCUGCAGAGGCGAAAAAAAGCAACCGUUAUGCCCGUCGCCAGUCGCAAGAUAUGGAUGACUGCUCUCCGAAAAAUGAAGAGAACAACCAUUCCAUCUAG
Messenger RNA from Necator americanus (New World hookworm), 492 nucleotides. RefSeq lists its product as uncharacterized. The transcript has 2 exons. The record is from RefSeq and is a predicted model, not a curated record. Bases 1 to 492 code for a protein of 163 amino acids. Lineage: Eukaryota; Metazoa; Nematoda; Chromadorea; Rhabditida; Ancylostomatidae.